CUCCACUAGUAAGUUAGUCAUGGCCUUCGCGGGUCGGUCCAUGUUCACUAACCGGCGUCGGAUUCAGUCCCUUGGCGCGGCUGUUCUUCUCGUCUUUGUUGUCCAAUGGCUCCACCCGCUCAGCAGCGACGCCGAGAGCAACGACUACCCCUUUAAAUGGCAGAGCCCCCUCCACGACAGGGGCAAGCCCGCGCUGGAUCUUCCGUCCGAGUAUAACGAAUUCCUGGAACACGCCAUCCCGCAGUCUGAGUACUGUAACGAGAGAUUCACCCCACGCUAUCUCGAUGACUUCCGCACCCACGCCAUCCAGUACUGCGCCGCGGGCUCAGCAGCCAGCCUGCACUGCUUCCAGGGCCAAACGCGCCCUAACAAUGUUGUCGACUCAAUAUGUAUUGGACAAGGCGCCACGCUGGAUGUGGCAGGCGGAAAGUUUGCCCUUGAUUGCGAACUGCGGGCUCCCGACGCGAACGAGACAAGCCGCGGCUUAAUGCCGUUUGACGGCAUGAAACCGGAAUGGUACGAAACCGGUUCCCGCUGGAUAUUCGACCAUUUUGUGAAGGUCGAACGCGGCUCGUCGGGCGCGGCAACGAUGCAGUCGACGACUCGGAGCGCGGUCCGUUCCAGCAACAUGAACCCGCAGUUUGCGCUGCUCGUCAAGCGCGAGGGCAGCAGCAAUAUCUGGCACGGUCUGAUGGAGAUAUGGAGCAUGAUGAUGACUUUCGACCUGCUGCGGACCAGCCCCAAUCCGUCGCGCAAGGGCGCGCCUUUCUUUGCCGACCGCUCGGACCUCCCCAACGCCCAGGCCCUCGUGCUCGACGACUUACCGGACGGCAACCUCUUCGAUCUCUGGACCAUCUUCACCGGCCGGCCACCCGUCCGCUGGAAGGACCUCGUAGGCGACGCCGAGCAGGCCCGCGCUUUCGUCCAAGUCCCGCGCAACAUCAUCAUCCCACUCCCCGGCGCCGCCAACCCGCUCUGGCAAAAUGACUGGGUCGACCACGACUGCGGGUACGCGCCCAUGCUCAAAACGUUUGUGCACCGCGUCCUGCGCUUCUACGGUAUUUCAACCGACAAGGAUGACGAGAGCCCCCGUAUCGCCGCGGCGGAUCAUGUUGAUGCCAAUGCCAUCAUCAACAUCACCUUCAUCGACCGCACCGGCAGCCGCAGGCUGCUGGAACAUGAGGCCCUGCUGGCCGCCGUCGCGGCUAGGCAUCCGCGCGUGCGGGUGAAAUCGGUCGAUUUCUCAACCAUCCCCUUUGCGGAGCAGCUGCAGCUUGUACGCGAGACGGACCUGCUGCUGGGCGUGCACGGCGCGGGGCUCACGCACACAAUGUUCAUGCGGGACGGGCGCGGGGCCGUCGUGGAGAUUCGGCCCGCGACGAACGACUACAGGGGGUUCCGGAACCUGGCCUUCAUGAAGGACCUGCGAUACCUUACUGCGUACGCUGAGCAGGUCCCUCGAAGCGAAAGCAGUGAUGGUGAUGGGCAGAGCAAGCGAAGCCCUGGGAUGCUCGUCAAGCGGGACUCAUGGCAUUGGGACGAUGUCAGGAUAGAGCCAAAUAACUUUAUGGAGCUGAUGGACGCUGCCAUCGCAGCGCUAUCACAUCCGCGUCGGGGGAUAUAGAGAUAGGGCCUGGUAUGAUUUCUGGAUAUUACCAUGUUUGGCUUGUCCUGGCGACUUGGAGUUCGGCGCAUAGGUUCUACAGUGUAAUACCCCCUGACUGGCCGAUGAUACCAGGUAGACUUCAAGUUCCUAUUGUUGUAAGUGUACGAGGUAGUUGCGGUGUCAUUGAGGAUACUAGUAGCAUGUAGGGCGGCGGACUCAAGUGCGCCACUCGCUGAUAAUGCACCUUACUCCCUU
This is a messenger RNA of Canariomyces notabilis, 1861 nucleotides long. RefSeq names its product glycosyltransferase family 61 protein. Bases 20 to 1624 code for a protein of 534 amino acids. The transcript has a single exon. NCBI's taxonomy places the organism in Eukaryota, Fungi, Ascomycota, Sordariomycetes, Sordariales, Chaetomiaceae. Gene Ontology annotation, cellular component: endoplasmic reticulum lumen. Gene Ontology annotation, molecular function: protein O-acetylglucosaminyltransferase activity. The record is from RefSeq and is a predicted model, not a curated record.